Molecule: messenger RNA, 420 nt
Organism: Entrophospora sp. SA101
Lineage: Eukaryota; Fungi; Glomeromycota; Glomeromycetes; Entrophosporales; Entrophosporaceae
Source: the annotation of a GenBank genome assembly
AUGCAUUCUGAUCAAGACUUGAAAACAUCCGAUUCAAAUCACAAAAAUCAACAACAUGAUAACCCUGAUCCAUAUAAGAGUCAUUCCCAAGAAAGUAACAAUCCCUUUUUGGAUAUGACAAACAAUGAAAAUCCUGAUAUCUAUAAAGUUGUAGUAGGUCCAAAACCAACUGAUAAAAGACAUUCUAUACCUACAGCACAAGACACAAAUGCUUUUAUAAUGGAGAUGCAGGAAACCAAUAUGGCCAAAUCUGCUUCUGUGCAAAAUGAUGAUAGAACAGCAAAGAAUGGCACUUUUGUCAAACAUAUAAGUGGUACGAUCGAAUUAAUGCAAAAUCUUGGUAGAUUUUUAAAAUCUGACAAAGAUGAAAAGACUGACGAAGUUUAUGUUCUGGUAAAUUUGUUGAACCGGACUCUGUGA